This is a messenger RNA of Aureobasidium musti, 450 nucleotides long. NCBI's taxonomy places the organism in Eukaryota, Fungi, Ascomycota, Dothideomycetes, Dothideales, Saccotheciaceae. The record is from the annotation of a GenBank genome assembly.
AUGGAUCAACCAGUUGUCCGCCACCGUCUCGCCAAAUGUGGCGCACAACUCGAAGCACAAUGGGCGUGGACAGAAAGUUUCGUCUACUCCAUGGUCAAACUACCAAAGAAAGACGCCGAUGUCGAGCUCGGUGGCCUCACAGCUGCCGCCAAAGCUCAAGCUGGUGUUGUGUUGAUGGAAUGUGCUCAAUGUGCGGUCUUGCUCUUUGGCGGCAAUGGAUUCACUAGAUCGGGACAAGGCGAGAUCGCCGAGAGUGAGUCACCAGUUCAGAUUCUUGAGAUGUUGAAAAUGCUGACGGCGAACAGAANNAUGUGGAGAGAAGUACCCGGCAACCGCAUCCCUGGUGGAAGCGAAGAUGUCUUGUUUGAUCUGUCGAUCAGGCAAUUGGUUAAGAACUACCAGAACAAGACAAAAAUGCUCGAGAGACCUCGUGGAUCUUCGAAGCUUUAA